UUUAAAAAUAAAGGGGUAAUAUGGGAAAAAUAAAAAAUCUACACAAGUAUAACAGCACUCAAAGACCUUAAAAAGCAUUAAUGGUGAGAAUGAGCGGUGCUCAUCACCAGCCAUUGCUACUAUCUAUCUCUCAAGAUUCAGAGAAUCCUGGAUCAUCGGCCUCUGCCAGAUAUUUUGUAAAGGAAGCGUGGACGGAGUGCAAGAAGUUAUGGCAAAUAGCAGCUCCCUCAAUCUUUUGCCGAUUGGCAAUGUUUUCUCUCACUCUUAUCACCCAAUCUUUUGCUGGUCACCUCCACCAAAGCCAGCUCGCCGCCAUCUCCAUUGCCACCACAGUCAUUAUCUCCAUCACCUUCGGCUUUCUGCUCGGAAUGGCUAGUGCGCUUGAAACGCUGUGUGGACAAGCCUAUGGAGGAAAACAAUACCACUUGUUGGGUAUAUAUUUGCAACGCUCUUGGGUGGUAUUGUUUCUAAGCUCUAUAUUGCUUCUGCCUCUUUUUAUUUUUGCUGCGCCAAUAUUGAAGCUAAUUGGACAGCCAACAUUAUUAGCUGAGCUGACAGGAGAGGUGGCAAUGUGGCUGGUUCCUAUGCACUUGAGCUUUGUGUUUCAGUUCACUUUGAUGAGGUUCUUGCAAUGCCAGUUGAAGACUUAUGUGAUAGCUUGGGUGUCCGGUGUGGUGCUUGUGGUUCAUUUGUUAUUGAGUUGGAUUUUUGUUUAUAUAUUGAGGGUUGGCAUUGUUGGAGCUGUCCUCAUUCUUGAUUUCUCUUGGUGGAUGUCUGUCUUGGGAAUGUUUAUCUAUUGCGUUUGUGGAGGAUGUCGUAAUUCUUGGACUGGUUUUUCUAGGCAAGCUUUUAUCGGCCUCUGGGACUUCUUCAAAUUGGCUUUGGCUUCUGGUGUCAUGCUCUCGUUGGAGAACUUUUAUUAUAGAAUGUUAGUCAUAGUCUCAGGCAUUAGAAGUGCAGAGGUUGCUGUUGAUGCCUUGUCCAUAUGCAUUAGUUUCUACGGUUGGGAAUCGAUGAUUCCACUUGGACUAUUUGCAGCAACGGGGAUCCGUGUUGCAAAUGAAAUUGGAGCAGCAAAUAGAAAUUCUGCAAAAUUUGCUGCCAAAGUUUCUGUCUUCAACUCUCUUCUGGUUGGCUUUGUGUUUUUCUUAGUAAUCAUUGCCUUUCCCCACAAGAUUGCUAUGGUAUUCACAUCAAGCUCGUCUGUCAUCUCAAUGGUUGAGGGACUAGCUUUGUUAUUGGCAAUAACCAUUCUCUUUAAUUGCAUUCAACCGAUUCUUUCAGGGGUAGCUGUUGGAUUUGGUCGGCAAGCCUUGGUUGCAUAUAUAAACAUUGGGAGCUAUUAUUUUGUUGGAGUACCUCUUGGGAUCAUCUUGGGAUGGUUAUUACAUUUUGGGUUAAAGGUGCAUUACAGGGCAUUUGGGCUGGAAUGAUCUGCGGGACGAUGAUUCAGACAUUGAUAUUAACCAUUGUGACAAUUAGAUAUCCCUGGGGAAAGGAGGCCAAAGUCCAUGACUUGACCUGCCCCAUGCUACAAAGAUGAAGAACACCACAUAGACCAAUGAAGUGAAAAACUUUGAAGUAUAAACAGCAAACUCUUUUAUUCCUCCUAGACGAAGCCCAAUGACUUUGGGGAUAUCAUGUUUGAUACAAUAUGUCCUUUUGUACUACAAUUGCUUUCUUGGUUUUUUGCAUUGUUCAUGCAUACAACAAAGGCUAAGCAACUCUAUUAGGGGAUGUUGAGAUAUUUCAAGCACAUACAAGUAAACUUUUGCUACAGGGAGUUGAAUUCUUUUCCCAACAUUUUUGCAAAAUCCGGCUUCUAUUGAUGGUUUGGAAGUUCCUUUGAUUCUGUAUUAUUCGGUAAGUUGUUAAGGGUAUUACUAAGUGCUAUGGUUCAACUUAUGGUCAGUCCCUAAUAAUCGGUAGUAAGUUGUCAAGUAAUAUAAAUAUUUUAUAAUUUCUCGACGUCUUUUCACGGAGCACUGGACAUGGACGUUAAGGAUCUGACCAGCUUGGAGGAAGAGGAAAGUGCAACUUGUGACAGGACUCCCAUUUAGUUGCUGCGGAAGUAGACAGAUGAGGAAGGUUUUAUUGUUUUAAACGGAGUUGAUUUCACCAGUUGUGAUAUCUGAUGUAAUCCUGAUUUAUUUGUAGAAUAUUGUUCUUCACUCUGAACAGGAAGAAAUAAUGCCUGACGUUG
Messenger RNA from Sesamum indicum (sesame), 2203 nucleotides. Its product is annotated as protein DETOXIFICATION 27. Gene Ontology annotation, biological process: xenobiotic detoxification by transmembrane export across the plasma membrane. NCBI's taxonomy places the organism in Eukaryota, Viridiplantae, Streptophyta, Magnoliopsida, Lamiales, Pedaliaceae. The record is from RefSeq and is a predicted model, not a curated record. Gene Ontology annotation, cellular component: membrane. Gene Ontology annotation, molecular function: antiporter activity; xenobiotic transmembrane transporter activity.